Molecule: messenger RNA, 438 nt
Organism: [Candida] anglica
Lineage: Eukaryota; Fungi; Ascomycota; Pichiomycetes; Serinales; Debaryomycetaceae
Source: the annotation of a GenBank genome assembly
AAAAUGGGAAAGGAAGAAGAUGAAUUAAAUGAACUUUGGUCUGUAUUGAAAGACGAAGUUAAGGAUAAAAGACAAAAAAUCCAGAAUGAAUACAGUCAAAGAAAUGUUUCUGAGUUCCCAGAUACAUUGUCUAUAACGACAGCCUUUGAUGAAAUCUUGCUGUGUUUCUCAUUAGGGGGCCAAUUCAAAAAUUACUAUAGAUAUGGAUCGUACAGUUUAUGUACACAGCAACGAGAAAAGUUCUGGUUUGCUAUACAGAAUGGUUCCUUCACUGAUCUGAAACAAAAUGAAGGUGAUCUCGAAAAGAGAAAAAACAUCCAGGAAUUCUUUAAGAAGAGACUUCUUGAACAAAAGGCCAUGGGAAGCUCUGAAGAUGUGUGGGAUGCUAGAACACAACUCUUGGAUAGGCCGUUCCAAGAGUUUGACCGUAGAAAUUAG